AUGUGCCCUGUUCUGGUUGCAUAUGCAACAAUUUUCUUGACUAUUAUCACCAGCUUCAUUCCUUUCGCCCAUGGCUUAUCAGUAUACAAUGAGAUUGGGCAGGGUCAACUACCUGAAGGAAGACUUCUCCAAAUCUUAGGAAAGGAUAAAACUGUAGAGAUACCGGCUGUCAAUGAACCGAAUAACCGAUGUACAUACUCAAAUUUGAAACCUGACUUUGACCCUGAGCCAUUCUACGGCGGAGACUUCUGGUCAUGCGGUGGGCCCAGUGGGGAUAGGUACAUAGGGAUAGAGGUCGACUUUGAGAACGUUCGCCCUCUAGUUCCAGCGAUGAUCGAUGAGAGAGAUCUCUUCACAGCCCUUGAGGAAGGCGCUUCAGCCAUGGCCGAGGCUGCAAAACAAAGGCCACCACCAAUUCCCCCCAGCGGCGCGCAUUCCGAUGUAAACGUUACUUCAGGCGACGCCAUUCUGCAUUUUGAAGGAUUUCCAUGUAUGGGAGAGGAAACCAUAUCCCUCAUGCAUCUACCAAUAGAGCAGAUCGAGUGGAGUGAACUCGGAGUCGCUUUGGGUGAUCUUCUGGACUUGCUGAAAGUUAGAUCAUCGCAGGGGAGGAAGAACAAUUCUGGGGUAGGGAGAAUCAUCAGGAUCAGGGAUCCCGUGGAUACCAGUAGCUGGAGUGACCUCGGAGGAUUUAACAUCCAGAGUAAAAGCGUGCCGUACCGAAAGUUGACAGAGCUGUUUCCGAUAGCGUUUGAAUGCUAUGGCAAACCUACGAACCUGACCCUAGAUGAUGGAGCGAAUGGUGAUGUGGGCAUUUCCAAGUCGUGA
Bacidia gigantensis is the source of this 828-nucleotide messenger RNA. RefSeq lists its product as uncharacterized. Bases 1 to 828 code for a protein of 275 amino acids. The transcript has 2 exons. NCBI's taxonomy places the organism in Eukaryota, Fungi, Ascomycota, Lecanoromycetes, Lecanorales, Ramalinaceae. The record is from RefSeq and is a predicted model, not a curated record.